This is a messenger RNA of Spodoptera exigua (beet armyworm), 1350 nucleotides long. The record is from the annotation of a GenBank genome assembly. Lineage: Eukaryota; Metazoa; Arthropoda; Insecta; Lepidoptera; Noctuidae.
AUGGAUCUGGAAGGGAUAGAGGAAGGGGAGGGAUUAGGCCUCCGGCGACUGGCGGAGAUUUCCUUCAAAACUGGCAGCCCAUCUUUUGCGACGGUUUGCGGUGGUAUUGGUGCGGCUUUCGUGUCCCUGAUCGUGCAACUUGAAGUACUGGUCGAGAUGAUGAGCAUUGGAACUCUUCUGGCUUACACCCUGGUAUCAACCUGCGUUCUGGUCCUCCGCUACCAACCCCGCACGACGAACCUGAUUGAACUGCUGCCCUCAAGCCUCCGAACUCCUGUCGACCCUGAAGGAACUGCAAGCGGCACUCGCGAAACGACUUUCACUGCAUCAGCCCACAUCAUGCCAAGCCAGCGCGUCAUGGUGCGCCGAGUCACCAGAAGUUCACCUGACUCCGAUGACACCCUGCCCGGCGAUGAGAGUGAGGAAUACCGUGAUGAUGCUUUCCUGGUCAGCUCCAACCCCGAAAACAACUACUACGUUGGCGCCGGAUCUUCUGGAAACUCCAGCUUUUGCAGCCGAUUCUUCACAGCAUUAGGCCGCCAGUUGCACUCGAUGAGCUACCUGUGCCCCGGUCUCUUCCCCUGGGUUGAUUGCGGACCUGCUACCGAUCUGAGUGGAAUGUUCGUCAUCAAGGCCGUUGGAGUCAUGUACCUGUUGAUCAUUGCAUUCGAUAUGUUCGCUGCUUUCGGAAGCCCUGGUACCUCUACGUUCACAAACGUCUCGAUGUUGCUGCUCUUGUUCGGAAUCUUUGCUAUCCUGCUGAUGAUCUCACGUCGCCCACAAAACCGUGUUGCCCUGAUCUACACUACGCCCGGAUUGCCUUUCGUGCCAACGAUCGCCAUCAUUGUUAACAUUUACCUGAUUCUGAACCUCUCCUACUUGACCCUUGUUCGAUUCACCAUUUGGAUGGCUAUUGGUCUUGUUGUCUAUUUCAAAUACGGCAUCAUCAACUCGUCAAUGGAGAAGAAGGAAUCUGACGAAACCGUUGAGGUCCCACCAACACCUAACCCUCUAGACCGCACUACGAUCCCUCCCCCAUCUCCCCACCAAUCACGACCCACUGGCGACCGCAACAUCUUUGAAGGAGACGGCAACGAAGGACUGUAUGGCAACCUGGAGUAUAAUUCUUUACUCACUUGGCAUGAGUCGAACUUGCAACCUGUUGCCUCAUCCAGUGGCUUUUCAACUCCAUCAUCAGGGAAUCGAAUGCAAACAACAUAUAAUCCAACCACCACCUAUCGUCAAGUGGAGACACGUUAUGACGUGGACACCAACACGACCACCACUGCGCUUGGCCGACCACCAUGGGCCUACCCUGAUGUAGCCGUCUAUGGAAAUUGGGAGGACUAA